AUGUCGCGUAAGGAAUUUGUUUGCUUGUCUCUUCAGCAUGAUGUGUAUGGGACAGACCCGCUAUAUCAGGCUUUGGAUAAUGAAUGUCUUGAGAUGAAGGCACAAUCGUUAAAAUCAAGAUUGACUCCAAAGAUCAUGAAAAAGCAAAAGAGCUCGGUCGAGCACUAUUACUGUGCGGUUGAGGCUUUGCUGCGGGACCAGACACGAAUUAUGUUCCAGUUGGGCAUCAUGUUCAACAAGCGUUUCUAUCGAAGGGACAUUGGCCUUGAACUUUUCGUUAGUCGAUACGGAAGCGACGGCCGUCUUUUUGCUGGGGUUAAAGAAACCUUUCCCAAGUUGUGCGAAACGUUCCCAGACCCGAAGCCCACUGAUGAACUCAUUGCAAUAAAUGGCAAAACGUUCCCACUCAGACCAUCCCUAUCAUUUUUCACCCAGCUGGAUGACUACAUCUCGACGGCCCCUAGGCCUCUUAUCCUCACGUUCAUUCAAGGCCAAAAUCGCGAUUGCGCAUUUCUUGAACAGGUUGCGCGUCAGAAUCAAGAAGCUGCUAUCGCCAAGCUCACAGCGCGAAAAGCGCCGGGUCCGCAGCGCACAUCCAUUAGUUUUGAUGUCGCGAUCCCCGGAACAAAUCUCGAGGCCGAUACACCAGACGUGAUGUCCAUCCGACGUGAAGACGAAAUUCACUUUCAAUAUAGUCAAUCACAAGACGAGUACUCAGGUGAUGAGCUCACCCCACCUUCGUUAGACGGCAAGAGAACACUGGUCUCUGACGAUACCUUCAUAGUUUGUAUCGGUGAUGCCGAUGACGCAAAUGCAGAUGCUGGCAGCGAGAGCACCUUCGCCUGUCUCGGGGUACAGACGAAAAGCCGGCUUUCUAUCCUGGCGAGCACAUACGAUUACGAUUUAGCAUGCAGAUCGAUCGACGCGAUGUCGGAGCUCGCGAGCACCCCGCGCUCCGCGAAUAUGCAGCGACGUGCAACGAUCCCAGUGGCUUUGAGGUCCGCAAACAUCUCUUCGACUCGAGCCGAUUUGAUCGAGAUCACCUCACCGCCUCCGGGAGGCGCGCGGCGCCGCGGGCGACACGGUGCUCACCGCGCAAUGCUAUCAAACCGGACUAAUGAUCAUUACGCCACAUUUAACUUUUGGCUUUACCAGGAAAGUAGCGCCCAUAAGUGGUGCGAGGUCAGUGUCUUGGGCCACCACGUAGCAGCUAAGGAUAAGCGAGCAGUCAUGGGCCUUAAGGACCACGCAUGGGUCAUAGCGACAUUUCUGCAGGAAAUACUCGACAAGUGGUGGUCACAGAUUUCACCAUGGGACCAGGGCGGUAUGCGCAAGUUAGCAGCUCAAUUUAAUACGCUGAUACGGGAAGGCCUGUCGGUCGAUGAGAUCAACGCUUUCUUUGUUAGCCAUUUCGAGUAUGCGCAGCGGCGCUUCACUGGAUGGCUGCAGGGGAGUGUUACGAGCCCUCCCCUGAUGGGGGAGUUUGACCCGCAACUGGUGGCCUUAUACAAGGUUAAGAUCCGGGAUGCACAGAUGCGCAUACAGAUCGGGAUGGUCCGAAUGAUAUGUAUCAUUCCAUAUCUUUUUUACCAUUCUAUAUCUUGUAUCAUUCUUGAUAUGGUGAUACUGAAAAGUAUCAUUGGUGAUAUCCGCGCUUCGUGCAAUUUGGACCACUUUGUAAUUUGGACCAUGGGGAGAGCCACACGAUGGUCCGCCUCUGAGGGCUGUCUCGCGGCCGGUUCUUGGUCGCCUUCGGCGCGGAGCCCCAUGAAGAAGAAGCAGAAGUCGAUCACGGACGGUCCGGCGGCCGCGCUCGGGGCCGCGCGGCGCGGCGCCAAGCUCGUCAUCGAGCCCCGCGGGGCCUACAAUGCCACGUCGAAGCUCCACGACUUCGACGGGGAGACCACAGGACGACUUCCCGGGCGCACCCGCCCGCGAGCUUCGGUGUCCUCCCAGAUGCGAGGGGUCCCUCGGGGAUGGUGGCUCGGCGGCUCCUGUGGUUUUGUUCUUCAGCUCCGCUAUGUUGAUCCUAAAGUUGAUGUUUUCUUGGUCCAAAUUGCACGAAGCGCGGAUACGGGGAAGUAUCAUGCUUAUAUAAAAGGGUAUCAUUAG
This is a messenger RNA of Aureococcus anophagefferens, 2112 nucleotides long. RefSeq lists its product as hypothetical. The transcript has 9 exons. Lineage: Eukaryota; Pelagophyceae; Pelagomonadales; Pelagomonadaceae. The record is from RefSeq and is a predicted model, not a curated record. The coding region runs from base 1 to 2112 and encodes 703 amino acids.